Messenger RNA from Pocillopora damicornis (cauliflower coral), 4391 nucleotides. RefSeq lists its product as uncharacterized. Gene Ontology annotation, molecular function: ubiquitin protein ligase activity; protein binding; zinc ion binding. NCBI's taxonomy places the organism in Eukaryota, Metazoa, Cnidaria, Anthozoa, Scleractinia, Pocilloporidae. The record is from RefSeq and is a predicted model, not a curated record. Gene Ontology annotation, cellular component: nucleus. Gene Ontology annotation, biological process: protein ubiquitination; regulation of apoptotic process; ubiquitin-dependent protein catabolic process.
GAACAUUGAUCAAUCUUACUUGGCUGAGCAGCUGAAUUUGUUGUAGCUGUAAUCCUGGACCAGUCAUGAAUUUGAAUACCAUUGGAGCAGUGGCAUUACCUCCUGAGGAAGCUAACUUUAACAAGCUUUUUUAUGGGAUCCUUAUUUCACAACAUUCAAUGCAAGAAGUCUUAAAAAAAGUGAGGAAGAAGCAAAUCGACCCUCCACUGACCUCCUGUCAUGUUGAUGGUGCUCAGGCUGUGAGAGAUGUCAGCCAUGUGAAAAAUGGUAUCAAGAAAGAAUUAAGUAAUGGUAUGUCCCAAUAUGAAAUAGAUUGCGACAUGCUGUCUGAAGUCAUCUUUAAAAUGAAUGUUCAUACUCAGCCUAGUAAGUCAGGAGGGUUGUGUUUAUUGGUUGAGUUUAACAUCAAACCUCACAGUCGAAAAUUUCAUGACAGUCUUCAAAGCCCCAUAUUAAACAAAAUACUUCAUUUGCUACAGAAUGCAAUUUCUCAAGAAUUUUAUCACCCCAUAACAAUAGCACAAGAUGCCUUCAAAGCUCCUGAACAAGAUGUUUCCCUGAUUUAUGUUCUGGGAAAGUUGAGUGGAGAAAAUUUUCCCUUAGAGAAAUGUCAUCAAUUGUGUUACAAAUUGGAGGCAGAAAGCCAUUUUGGGGAUCAGUUCAAGGAGUUCAGUGGUAACUCUAUGGAGACUAAACCUGAAAAUGAAAAUGAGACUUGUACACCCAACAUUCAGUGCAGUAGUAAUGAGCGGUUUAAUAAAUCUCUGAUAUCAGUUGGCUGGACAUUAUCCCUGAACUGGAUCCCUAUAAGUUCUAGCAUUCUAAGAGCAAUGGCAGAUUACCCAUUGAGGAGGUCACCAUCUGUGUCUGAAGAAGCAUUUAUUGAAUCGACAGAGAACACUUAUCAAGAGGAAUAUGCUAGUGCUAGGCCUUUAUCUGAUAGUUCAACAAAGUUACAGACUGACUUUGAUGAGAUGUCAGGUAAUGAAGAAGAUUUACUGUCAAGGGAAGAUAGUUAUGACACAAAAACUGUGGUUGUGAAUGAUAGCAUUGAACAUAACUACCACGAAUUCAAACAGAGUGAACGGUUAAAUUGUGCAUGCCCAUGUUGUCAAAAAAACAGUGUUGUUGUUAGCCAAUUGCAGAGAUCCAAUGACACAAUCAAUGCUUCUAACAGCAAGUUGCAAGAUGAUAUUGCUGCCUAUCAGGAUCGUUGUAGUAAACAAGAGGAUGAAAUAAGUCAAUUGAAAGAGAAAUUGACUCAAAUGGAAGAAGAGAAACAAAGACUUGAAGCUGAGGUGGGAAGACAGUUGUUCUUUGAAAGUAAAGAAAGACGUCGGAAGUUGCUGAAUAAACAUUCCCAUGAGCAAAGUAUGCUUGGUACCACCAGAGAAGCAUCUUAUGAAGGGGAACUACUUCACGAGGCAGGUUCUAUGGACAGAUCAGAGCAAAUUACAACUUGGUGCAAUAAAAAUGGUACUUUAACAGAGGGAGACAGUUUCUUUUGUCCAGAAGGAAAUCAGGUGAAUGAGGUGCCUGAGAGUUCCUAUAAUGAAGCUGAUGAAAUUUCUGAUGAAUCGGAAGAACACAGAGAGAGUAACGAAACUACUGAGAUUGAUGAACAGGCUCCAAUUUGUAGCUGUUCCAUUGGAAACACAUUUUACAGUGAUGGUGAUGUGACUCUCUCUAAUUUAAAUGCAGAUAAUUUACCUGAAUCAAGUUCUAUUAGAGACAUUAGUAAUUCUAGGUUAUUGACUGAGAGUUGUGGUUCAGUUUCUAGUUUGUCACAGUCAUCAACCAAUUCUGCCAAUAAUUUGCAGCCAUCAACAGGAGAUUCAAAUUUAUGUUCAAUUACCACACCUCUGAAUUUUGAUCAAGCUGUGAAGGCUUGGGAGAGUAGUGGAGAGGACAACCAAGAGAGGUAUUUGUUAUCAUUCCUGGAAAAUAGACAAUUUGAAAAUGAAGAGAUGAAAGGAGGGUGUGCUGCAAAGGGUGAAAGAGAAAGGGAAGACCUAGAUAGCUAUAAUAGUUUUUGUGAUGGUGAUCUUGUAGAUGGUUCUGUCAGCAUUCCCAAUAGAACUCAAAGUAGUUUAAAGCUAGUAGAGGUAGAUGUAGCUAGUGUAAAUCAAGGUCCUUUUGCACAUAAAGAUACAACUCAGAAGCAAAAUCUCUCAGUUGUAAGGGUCACUGAUCAAAUAGACACAGGCAUAGAUCAGUCUGAUUGUCACACAAGCAAUCAGUCAAGUAAAUGGGAGCAUCUAGGUGCUAGACCAAGAGACAGACCUUCUAAAGGAAACAGAUCUUCAGAAUGUAGUUCGCUUUGCUUCUCAUCGCUUGACCCGGUUCCUCAACAAGUUGCAGGAGUGGCCAAUGCAUUCCUAGCAAGACACUCUGAAGACAAACAUCUUCAUAAGAGUCUGUAUUACACUUACGCAGAGGAGAUGUUGGCUAAAGAUUUUUCUUCACAAGGCGCAUGCAAUUCUCAUGUAGAGGGUGACUUUCAAGUUACUUCAAGGCCAGAUCCACCAUAUUACUCACCUUAUUCUUCAGUAUUUCCUUUGACUGGGGGAGCAUCUAUUAGAGGAAAUGGUGAAGAUGGCAACCCAUAUCACAACACACUUAAUGGUAAUUCUGUACUUCUACCUGGACCCUUGUAUAGCUAUAUUGGAGGUAAUACCAACACAAACAGUAACUUCAACUCAUUUGAUCCUAAUUUUUUAGCAUCUGACAUAAAAGAGCCUCGACUUCUCCAACAUGACCAAUUUUCAUCUUUGUGUAGUAGUGAUAUUCUACAGUCAGGGUUCACUGGUUCAAGAUUGACCCCUGACUUUCUGGGAACUACAGGACCUCAAAUGACACAUUCUGUAAUUGGUAUACAGAGUAACAUUGGCUUCACUAGAACAUCAGCUUUACCUCUGGAGCCUUUGCAAAUGCAAACACCAUCAACCUCAAAUUUAGGAUUAUUGGCUACUUCAACAAGUAAUACUCAAAGUUAUAGUCACCAACCAAAUGCUUCAACAGAUUUUCAAACUUUAUCUUCAGUGGCAAUGGCUAAUCAAUCAGACAGCAGACUUUUAUUAGAGUUGGAAUUUGGUGGGAAUACCCAUUUGUCACCAGUCUCUUCAUCUUCAAUUAGGGAUGUUGUGGAUAUAUCUGGACGUAGGAACUCAAGCAGCAUAUUGAACACAAUAGGUGAUCAUUUGGCCUCUGGAACCUAUAGAGAAGGGAACAGUGCUGGUAAUUCUUCAAGCUCUUGCAUAACAUCUGGUGCUAAUACGGGAGGAGAUCAUGAUGAAAAUUCUGCCCAGUCUGGAGGUUCAAUACCAAAUGAAAACUAUGGCACAGAAUCAGUGGAGUCCACUGACAACUCCUUGCUUGAGUUGGAACAGCGUGUGGAGGAAGCAUGUGCUAUGGUGGAAAGAGUGCUUAGAGAAAGAGAAGAAAGAGAAGAGUUUGGCCGAGAAAUUGAAAGAAAAGAGCGUGAAAUUCGAGCAGAAAGAGCACGUAAGAAAAGAGAAAGAGAAGCAAGGGAGCUAGAGGAAGCCAGAGGAUGGCCUCAACAGCAGGAACCAGUUACUGGACAAUCUUUAUGGCUUUGUGAGCAUUACCAACGUCAUUGUAGAGUACGUUUCCCUUGCUGUAACAACUUCUAUUCCUGCCACCGUUGCCAUAACAACUCCAAAGAAUGUGACAAUGAGGAAGCUAAAGCAAGCCACGCAACUCACCUUAAAUGCAGCUAUUGUCAUCAUGAACAAGAGAUUGCAGAAGAUAGUGCCAAAUGUCGUAGCUGUGGAGCAAAGAUGUCAGCUUAUUUCUGUGGAAUCUGCAAGCAUUUCACAAGUAUAGACAAAAACCCUUAUCACUGUGAUAAAUGUGGAAUAUGCAGGAUACACAAAGACAAGUCAUUCCAUUGUGAUGUGUGUAAUGUUUGUCUUGACAAACGGCUUCAAGGAAAACACAAGUGCAGACCUGACUCUGGUCAUGAUGAAUGCUGCAUCUGUCUUGAGGAUGCAUUUAGUGGAUGUCAAAUUUUACCUUGCUCACACAAAGUCCAUCGCGAAUGUGCAAUAGCAAUGAUACAGAAUGGGAUUCGCACCUGUCCAGUCUGUCGACACCCACUAUACAGCCCAGCUCCUGAAUGAAAAUCUCUGUUGACGUUUACAAAGUGCUGCAAAUGAACUUCUGCGAUGAUGUUGAUUUGGAAAUUAUUCUUUGAGGCAAAUCACAAUCAAAGUGGUGGAAUCAAGUACUCUCAGGAAGUAAUUGGGGAAUCACAGCCUGGUGAAGCCUAUCCAAUGAAAGAGCCAAUCCUACCUGGUCAAUGUGGACACAAGUUUUACAGUCCAUCACCAGACUGAAAAUUUCAUUGGCACAUUGGUUAUGAUUGGUGA